ACCUCGUCUUCUCCCACCUAGCCGAACCGGUAGCCGCUCCCGCGAGCUCGCCUCGCAGUCGCACCCACCCGUCGGUUUGGCACGCCGCCGCGCCGGAGAUGGACGCCGUGCUACUCCCCCUCCUCCUCGGCGGAGGACUCUCCGUAUCCGCCUCCACCGCCGCCCGAACCGUCUCGAUCCCUCACCUCUCGCCGUCCGCCCUCCGCGCGAGCUCAACCGCUCGCCACCGGCGCCGUCGCCUUUCUCCCCUCCUCGCCGCCACCGCCGCAUCACCUUUCGCGCCACUCCCCUCCGGUUCGUCUGAGAUCCAUUCGAGUUGCUCCAGGUGGGUAGUGAUGAUGGAUACGCCCCCCGCGGCCGCGGGAGGCAGCGGGGUGUCCCGCGCGGAGGCCGUGGAUUACUACGCUGCCACACUGGCCAGGGUUGUGGGAAGUGAGGAGGCACAGAUGCGCAUAUAUGAGGCUUCGUGGGAUGGGAGCUAUGAGUUCCGCUGCGAGAUCGACGAGGAAGCGUCAAGGGAGCUUGCAAAGAUGCCUGGAGUGUUGUCUGUUCGGCCGGAUAUGGGUGAUGGAUCAGAGAAGGAUAGUCCCAUCUCGAGUCUCUCAACAGCUAACGUUGUAAGCAUCAGCGACGGUGCUUCUAAUAACUCAUCUUCAAGUGGGAAAAAUGAGUUUUGGCUUGUCCGAAUGGAGAAGCCUGGAGUUGAAGUCGUGACAAAGGCACAAAUGGUGGACCUUUGUACCCAAAUCCUAAUGAAAGUGUUGGGGAAUGAAAAGGAUGCCCAAGUUAGCAUAUAUCACAUUUCAUGGGAGAGGGAUUAUGGUUUCUGCUGUCAUAUUGAUGAAGAGUGUGCAAAUGAGUUAGCUGACGUUCCUGGAGUGUUAUCUGUUCGACCAGAUACAAAUUUUGGAUCAGACAACAAAGAUUACAAAGGUGAUGAUAGCUUGAAAUCAUCAGAAGGGACUCAGGUGGCUGAUGUCAAAACUAAAAGGCUCUUUGUUACAGGGCUUUCGUUUUACACAUCUGAGAAAACUUUACGGGCAGCCUUUGAGCCUUUCGGUGAGCUGGUUGAAGUCAAGAUAAUAAUGGACAGGAUAUCGAAAAGAUCAAAAGGGUAUGCCUUCAUAGAAUACACUACUGAGGAAGCUGGAGGUGCUGCUCUGAAAGCAAUGAAUGGACAGAUAAUAAACGGCUGGAUGAUAGUUGUUGAUGUUGCUAAAACCAGAUCAAGAGAUCAUCAAUCUGGUCAACUAAAUCAAACAUUUCGACCAUCCUAUCAUACUAGAUGACUGUUUAAUGUACAAAACUAAACAGCUGUAGGUAGAGAUAAGCGGUUACUAGUUGGGCCAUGUACUUCAGUCUCCUGCUCUUGUGCUCAUUGCUGGAGGACGCUCCCAACAAAAAAAUAUGUAAAUGCAGCUAAAGUGCACAAGUACUAACAUGUACUAAAUCAAUUUAUUCGCUGAUACAGCA
This is a messenger RNA of Phragmites australis (common reed), 1473 nucleotides long. Its product is annotated as organelle RRM domain-containing protein 1, chloroplastic-like. The record is from RefSeq and is a predicted model, not a curated record. The transcript is spliced from 9 exons. Gene Ontology annotation, cellular component: mitochondrion. Gene Ontology annotation, biological process: mitochondrial mRNA modification; cytidine to uridine editing. Gene Ontology annotation, molecular function: RNA binding. Bases 99 to 1289 code for a protein of 396 amino acids. NCBI's taxonomy places the organism in Eukaryota, Viridiplantae, Streptophyta, Magnoliopsida, Poales, Poaceae.